UGCAACUCAUUAUUAGGAAGGUGUUCCUAAUGAUUUGUAGCCGCGGGCGUGGUUAUUAUCACCUUGAAAGAACGCGCGGACAGGACCAACCUCUAAUGACAUCACUCACUUCUCUCCUCCCGCUGAUCGACUUGAGGUUUCAGCAGGUUUCUGGUUACCGGCUGCAGACAGGCAAUAUCUCACACCAUUCAUUCUCAGGCACCGACACCAGAGAGAAAUUACCCGGGCAGAGUGAGCCUUUAGCGACAUGAUGGCAGAGGAGAGCCGGGGGAAACGACGGAAACAAGCGAACCCGAGAAGGAAUCAAGUGGACAUCGAAUGGGUCAGUUCUCUGGGCUCGGAGGGGGAGGAUGGUGAUGAGGUGGGUCUGUGGAGCCCGGAACCCCAGGACUACCAGGGCAGCCUGGACAAGACCAGUCUGACCCCCAGCGAGGGUGAGGGAGACGGGGAAGGGACCGAUCCAGGAGGUACCCCCAGCCCCAGGGGCCAGUCAACCCAGCCCCAAAGCCCCAUCCCCAGGGAGGGCCACUGGGCAGUGAGGGAAGAGGAGGUACCUAAGAGUGGGAUAACUAUGGACAGGAAGCAGGAAUCUCUCAUGACCUACACAGGUCAGAGGUCAGACAGCAGGGCCAUGGAGGACUUGGCCCACUAUGACUUCCUGGUUCAGUUGAGAAAAGCAUCCUCCCACCAACCUGCCUCACACCACUACCAGCACCACAACUACCUGCCCCCCAAUGGCAGAAGCCCUGCCCCAGCCAUGUACCACACUGGCAGUCUGCGCCUCCAUGAUGACCUCCCUCCCAUCUGGUCUGUUGGGGCUCGGCGCUCAUCUGAGAGACCAGACGGCGUCCCUUUAAAUCUACAGGCUUGCCCGUUCUGCCAGCAUACCUUCCACCGCGGAGGGUCCCUACGCGAGCACAUCAGGUUUUGCCACGAGCGGGACGGGGGACACUAUAGCGCUCAGAUGGAACGACACAUGGGACUGCACAGUCAGCACAUUGACCAUGGUGCGGAGAGCAGGAAGUUCAAGUGUUUUCAGUGCGGGAAAUCCUUCAAGUACAAACACCACCUCAAAGAGCACCUCCGCAUCCACAGUGGUGAGAAACCGUAUGAAUGUUCCAACUGCAAGAAGCGCUUCUCUCACUCUGGCUCCUACAGCUCACACCUCAGCAGUAAGAAGUGCUUGACAGGAGGAGGAGGAGGAGGAGGAGGAGGAGGACGACGACAUAGAGGUGGAGGGGAGAGCUAUAACAACAGACAUAGCCAGGCGACCUACCAGUCCUCUCCUGCAUCACCCUCAGCAGGAAGCAGUAGGAACAGCAGUGGAAAGGGCUCUCCCUACCUUCCUCACACCCAGAAGCGUCAGUCACCAAUGGGCUUAGGGAGGGAGCUGGACCCCCCUGGCGACCAGAGCAGGGGGGACCUCCAGGGCCGGGAUCUAGGCAGGCUGUGGGACCCCCCAGCGGAGUUCUCCCUCCGGGACAACGUGUUCAAGGGCACCAACCUGCUGCCGUACCUCCAUACCAGCGCCGGGGGCAAGUUUGAGCAGAUGCUGCAGGAGAUGUUUGACAGGGAGGAGGGAGAUGUAGGCUCACCCAGGGAGGAGGGGAGACUGGGUAUUCACAACGGAGGGCGAGACAGGAAGGCGGAUGAUCCAAAACCGCUGAAACGCAACCGAACCGGCUCGGGUGAAGGGUACAGGGGUGGAGGUGGGGUGACAUGCCACUGGUGCUCCCAGCUCUUCCCCAGCCCUGCCGUGUUACUGCAGCAUGAGCGCUACCUCUGUAAGGUGAACCGGCAGGCCAUGGAGGUGCCUGAAGGUCCUCGCAGCAAAGACCACCUCUCUCCCCUCUACUUCUCCUCCAGAACCCCUCUCCAGCCACCCCCACCAGACAACAACAAUAAAACCUCAGCGAUGACUAACGGUUUCUCCAAAGAUGAGUCUCCUCUCCAGAGACCCUGCUGGCACUCUGUCCCUCAGGAGCUGCUAGUCGCCAUGCACUCCCCCCUACAGCCCCGCCCAGACUCACUAUCCAUGAGAUCCUAUUGGUCUAGCCAGGAGAGUGGCAGGAGUGGCGGCAGCCCCGGCCAACCAGCACCAACUAGCCCUGCUACAGACAUGUCCUCACUGCUACCAAUAGGACCAUUACCCUCUUCAGAGAUCGACUCGCCCCUCUGCCUGGACCUUUCCUCCACCACUCUCACCCCUCAUUGGAGUCGAACCAUCCCCCAAGGAAGGACCGCCGGGUCCGGUAGCUCCCAGAAUGACCAACCCCUGGAUCUCUCCCUCCCCAAGCCCCAGGAGGGGAAAGUCCUGGAGGACAGCAUGCCCAGUAAUGGACACCCUCGUCUGGGAGAAAAGAGAGAGAAGACCUACAGAGAACCAGCAGAGAACCAGCAGCUCCAUCGGAGGCUGAGUCUCUGUCCACCUUGGCAACAGCAUCAAGGCGUCUACAGUGGCGUCCCGAUGUUUGAGGGCUCCGUCUACAGUGCAUACCCUCUGUUUAACCCCAUGAUGCCUGCUGGGCUAGCUGGCUCAGGACAUGAUGUGGUCCCCUCACUGCCCCUCAGUCCCCGAUUUCUCUCCCCUAUGGUCUACAUGAUGGAGUCGGACACAGAUGCCGUGCUGAAGAGGAUCCGUCAGGAGAGACAAGCCAUCAUGGGUGAGGUGAUGGAUUGCGGGGGUCUGGACUACCCCUCUCUGAUGGAGGAGGGAGGAGAGGGAGAAGGGGGACCAGGGAGGAAGAGACUGAAGAAGACAGACGACGGCCUGUACGCCUGCGACAUCUGUGACAAGACCUUCCAGAAAAGCAGCUCUCUGCUCCGACACAAGUAUGAGCACACAGGUAAACGUCCCCACGAGUGUCAGAUCUGCAGGAAGGCCUUCAAGCAUAAGCACCAUCUGAUGGAGCACAGUCGCCUGCACUCUGGAGAGAAGCCCUAUGAGUGUGAUAAGUGUGGCAAGAGGUUCUCCCACUCUGGCUCAUACUCCCAACACAUGAACCAUCGAUACACCUACUGUAGCAGGAACCAGGAACAGGAAGGGAUCGAGGAGCCUCCUCUUACCCCAGGAGGGUCCACCGAUCUGGGUCAUGUUUCCGGGGGCACCCCCUUCUCCAUGGAGUACACCCCAAUGUUUCUCAGUGAUGCCAGUCUGGACGGGGGGAUAGGAGGGAGAGCACAUGAAGAGGAGGACGAGACAGACAAAACUAAAGGUGGCCAUAUGAAGGAGGCUUGUACUUUAUCAGGGUCAGGGUCUGGUGAAGGGUUAGGGUUGGAGCUGUGCUCUAGCCCUGUGGGGAAUGAGAGAGACAGACCGCAUGUCGACAGAGACAAUGGAGAAGGAGAGAAUUCUGGUCUACAGACUUACAGACUUGAAAACAACAAUCACUGGGACAGAGAUGCGUUGGAACAAAAUGUAGACCAGAACACAGACGCAUACGAGUUGAGCCCAGAAGCUCCACUGUCACAAUGACAACAGCGGACAAGUAUGCCAAAACCAAUGCAUCUAGCUACAAACAUUUUAACAUUUUAGUCAUUUACUAGACACUCUUAUCCAGAGCAACUUACAGUUAGUGUAUUAAUCUUCAGAUCAUAUCGAGUACAUUUUCUCCUAAAUAAAGUAGCUAUCAGCAAAGUCACUGCUAAUGGUGAAAAGAGAAGUGCCUUUUUUUUG
This is a messenger RNA of Oncorhynchus tshawytscha (Chinook salmon), 3676 nucleotides long. RefSeq names its product zinc finger E-box-binding homeobox 2. The transcript is spliced from 9 exons. The coding region runs from base 248 to 3475 and encodes 1075 amino acids. Gene Ontology annotation, molecular function: RNA polymerase II cis-regulatory region sequence-specific DNA binding; DNA-binding transcription factor activity, RNA polymerase II-specific. Lineage: Eukaryota; Metazoa; Chordata; Actinopteri; Salmoniformes; Salmonidae. Gene Ontology annotation, biological process: anatomical structure development; regulation of transcription by RNA polymerase II. The record is from RefSeq and is a predicted model, not a curated record.